Haliaeetus leucocephalus (bald eagle) is the source of this 693-nucleotide messenger RNA. It is a transcript of the gene MLNR, whose product is annotated as motilin receptor. Gene Ontology annotation, biological process: G protein-coupled receptor signaling pathway. Gene Ontology annotation, cellular component: plasma membrane. Gene Ontology annotation, molecular function: G protein-coupled peptide receptor activity. Lineage: Eukaryota; Metazoa; Chordata; Aves; Accipitriformes; Accipitridae. The record is from RefSeq and is a predicted model, not a curated record.
AUGGUGGGCAGCAUCCUGAUGGUGCUGGUCAUCCCUGGUGACAUGAAGACCGCCACCGUCUCCGACCUGCUCAUCCUCCUGGGGCUGCCCUUCGACCUCUGGUACUCCCAGCCCUGGAUUUUCGGGCAGCUGCUGUGCCGCCUUCCCCCCCACCACCACCUCAGUGAGGGCUGCACCUACUGCCCCACCCUCGCCAUGGACUCUGGCACCGUGUUCUGGGUCACCACCACCUCCUACUUCAUCCUGCCCAUCAUCUGCCUCAACAUCCUCUAUGGCUUCAUCGGACAGGAGCUGUGGCGGAGCAACGCCUGCCUGCAGGGCCCCAAAGCAGUCCUCCAGGAGAAGGGGCACUGCCAGACCUUCAAGAUCUUGGCUGUGGUGGCUCUGGCCUUUGUAAUUUGCUGGUUGCUUUUCCCCACUGGCAGGAUCGUAUUUACAAACACCCAGGACACCAGGAUGAUGCUGUUCUCCCAGUAGUUUAAUAUAUUCACUCUGCAGCUUUUCUACCUAAGUGCAUCCAUCAACCCUAUCCUCUACAACCUUAUCUCAAGGAAGUACAGGGCAGCAGCCUACAAGCUGCUGUUGCCAUGCCGAGCUGCAGAAAGGGCUUUCAUGGUAACAAAAGAUGCUGGUGGCUACAGGGAGACCAGUGCUAGCACAAGAAACGAGUUUACCACCAGCUUCCGAGACUGA